Messenger RNA from Olea europaea var. sylvestris, 1555 nucleotides. Its product is annotated as dof zinc finger protein DOF4.6-like. Gene Ontology annotation, molecular function: DNA binding; DNA-binding transcription factor activity. Gene Ontology annotation, biological process: regulation of DNA-templated transcription. NCBI's taxonomy places the organism in Eukaryota, Viridiplantae, Streptophyta, Magnoliopsida, Lamiales, Oleaceae. The coding region runs from base 175 to 1002 and encodes 275 amino acids. The record is from RefSeq and is a predicted model, not a curated record. The transcript has 2 exons.
CACUAUCACCUCCACCCCACAAUUUCCACUCACCACCGGCAAGGAACAUCCAAAGAAUGCCCUUUAAGUUGCUUUCUUGCUUUAAAACCAGCUGCUCAAAAGUGGGUGAUUUUCCUCUCCUUUCAAAACUCUACCUACGCCUUUUUCUCUCUUCCUUUUUCCAUCUCUUGUGUUAUGGAUAAUACUCAGUGGCCACAGGGUAUUGGGGUUUCGUCGAAACCAGGUGAAAUCACCAGGCCAGCCAUAGAAAAAAAGCCAAGGCCUGAAAAGGAACAAGCAUUGAACUGUCCAAGAUGCAAUUCUACAAACACAAAGUUCUGCUAUUACAACAAUUACAGUCUUUCUCAGCCAAGAUACUUUUGCAAGACUUGUAGAAGGUAUUGGACGGAAGGGGGAUCUUUGAGAAAUGUUCCAGUGGGUGGCGGUACAAGAAAGAACAAGAGAUCUUCUUGUUCAUCAUCUGUUUCAUCAAAGAAAAUUCCAGAUCUGACCCCACAAAUUUUUUCUUCUGAAAACCCUAAGAUUCAUGAUGGCCAUGACCUGAAUUUAGCUUAUCCACCUACUAGUGGUCAUUAUAAUGGAAUAUCAGAAUUUGUAGCUUUACCUUUCGGUGAUCACAUGAAAACCCUAAAUCCUGCAAACCCUAAUUCCUCUUCAGCUGCCAAUUCAUCUCAUAUUCCAGUUAUGGAAUUUCUCAAGACAGGGAUCACCUCAAGAGGACUGACCAGUACUUUUAUGCCGAUGCCGGUUUCAAAUUCCAACACAAUGUAUUCAUCUGGAUUUUCUUUGAAUGAAUUCAAGCCAACUCUCAAUUUUACCCUAGAUGGACUUGAAAAUGGUUAUGAGAAUUUACAAGAUGUUCAAGAUCAUACAAACUCAUCAAGACUUCUUUUUCCAUUCGAGGAAUUGAAGCCGGUUGCACCACCUGAAUUCGAGCCAGAUAGAGGGCAAGGAGAAUCCAAUGGUUACUGGAAUGGGAUGUUAGAUGGAGGGUCAUGGUAAGACUGAUCGGAUAUAGUACAAUCAAGCCAUGAUCAAUACUACAUACUAGGCGUACGCCGCGUACCCGAGAAAAAACUAAGUGUGAAGUUAUUGUCUUUUCAAUAAUGCUGAACUGCCAGAAGAAAACUGCCAGAAGGGCUGACCGACCCUCACAAGUCGUGGGUCCCACUUGAAUAUAAAAAUGCCGACCUCCCCAUUUUUGUGUUGUUCGGUCAUCCCUUCUGUUAGGGCUUCUGUGCUGUAGCACGUUCCAUUGUCUUUUUGCUUGCUUUUUUACAUGGGGAGUGACUGAUUUUGUUUGAGGUAUGAUCAGAACUAACAGAUUGCGUGCAUGUGUUUAUUUCUUCUUUCUUCCAAAGCUUUCGGACUAUUUUCCAAAUUUCUUCUUGGUAUUGAUUUCUUUUGUUUGCAAGAAUUUGCUGUUUCAUAUCAAUGUAAAUUGAAGAAUCUUUCUUUAAUUAGGGUUUCUUCAUAGCUGUGAUUAUAAUGCACUACUUAAUAGUAAUUGAUCUUUGUCUAAAGAUUAGCAGUCAUUAUAUAUACAAUGUUCUAA